Messenger RNA from Effrenium voratum, 2058 nucleotides. Lineage: Eukaryota; Dinophyceae; Suessiales; Symbiodiniaceae. The record is from the annotation of a GenBank genome assembly.
AUGCAGCUGGAAGUCUUCCAAGAGGCGGCAGUGGCACGGGGCGGUGGAGCGAGGGCCCGUGAGUUACCCAGAGCCGGGGAGAGUGGCGCCCUACGCGCCUGGGCGCCGCCUAGCCGCGGGCGCGGAGGCAGCCGAGGCGCCACGGACGUCACCCUGAUCGCCUUGGCGACGGCGAGGACGGCCACGGAAGCGGCCGCAGCCGCGGUCGAGGCUUCAUUGGCCGACGACUUCUCCUCGUCGGCCCAGGACGACGGCCCGGAGCAGUUGCUCAGAAGCCAAGGCGCCGCCGCAGCCUUUGCAAUCACAGUUCAGCUUGCCAAGUCCGCGACUCCCCUCAGCGCGGUUUGCCAGUGCCUGGGCCGCCUUCAAGCGGCGCGGCGCAGCCGAAGCCGGGGCGGCAGCGUUGCGCCUUCUGCAGCGCGGAAAGCAUGGCGGGCGUCUGCGCCGGGCCGGGCGGCCGCGGGCGGGCGCCUGGCGCAGCUCAUCCGCAAGUUCUCCGCGCCCCUGAAGCAAGCUUGCGCGGCCACCUACGAACAAGCGGACGCGCGCGCGCCUCCAAGCCCACGCCGCGUCGGUCCGGCGCUGGCUGUGGCACAGCCCGUGGCGGGGGACGGCUCUUGCUUUUUUCGGGCGGCAAGGCAAACGGAAGAGGGCAAGGGAGACCAUCUCCGCGGUGGCAGCUGUGGCAAGAGCUUGGCGCCGGACGAGGCCGCUGCGGCAUGCUGGCACCACGAGACGCAGAAGCUUGGAUGUCUGCUGCCAAAUAGGCGGCUUCUGAACCUGUUCUUCACCGUGGCAGAGGAAAAGGCGUCGCUGCGUGUCCUAACCUGGAAGAACUUGCUUGCCGAGACCCGGCGCCUGCUUGCCGGGACCCGCCCUGGAAAGAACUUGGCACUUGGCUGCCCGGACUCGGCGCCUAUUCAGCAGUUCGACUAUGUGAUCGUGGGCGGCGGCACCGCAGCGGGCUAUGCGUGCCGGGAGCUGGCGGCGCAAGGGUCCACGGUCGGCAAGGUGGCAGUGGCGCCCCGGCGGCUGGCUGAGGUGACUGCCGAGCCUGUGGCACCCUAUGAGCGGCCAGCGCUCACAAAAGCGUAUUUGCACCCGCCGACAGCCAAGGUGCGCGCACGGCUGCCUGGCUUCCAUACCUGCGUCGGUGGUGGCGGCGAGCGCCAGACCCCGGAAUGGUAUGCCGAGAAAGGCAUCAGCUUUAUCCAGGGCAAGGCCACAUCCCUUGACCUGGAGUCCAAGGCCGUUAGCGUUGGGGAAGAAAAGAUUCAGUUCGGCAAGCUGAUCCUUGCCACCGGCUGCCGACCCGUGCGGCUUGGAGCCUUCGGCGUGAAGGGCGAUGACUUGGCAAAUGUGUGCUACCUCCGAGAGGAGAAGGAUGCUGCAGAGUUAGUAGCAACCCUUGAGAAGGGCAAGACCAAGGCAGUCGUGGUGGGCGGAGGCUACCUGGGCUUGGAGUGUGCGGCAGCAUUGCUGGGCUGGGGCGUGGAAACCACAGUUGUUUUUCCCGAGACGCACGUCUUCGCGCGACUCUUCGGCCCGGAGCUGGGUGCGUGGCUGGAGGAGCAAUUUAUCGCGCGUGGUGCGAAGCUCAUCAAAGGGGACACCGUCACAGAGUUCACCGGCGAGGGGGCCCUCGCCGGCGCCCAGCUAAAGUCUGGCGCCUCUUUGCCCUGCGAUGUGGCGGUGGUGGGUGUUGGUGGUCAGCCCAAUGUGGAGUUCUGUGAGGGGCUUAAGAUGGAGAACAAAGGAAUCCUGGUAGAUGCCAACAUGCAAACCUCGCAUCCAGAUGUUUUCGCCUGCGGUGACAUUGCCACCUAUCCCUCCCGCUAUGGAGGCACCACACGCAGUGAGAAUGUGGACCAUGCCAGGAAGUCCGCGGCCCAAGCGGUGAAGGCCGCCAUGGGCUUGAAACCAGAGCCCUACAGUUAUUUGCCCUAUUUCUACACGCGCAUCUUCGAGUACACCGACGCACCCAUCGUCUUCAACUUCUUUGGCGAUUUGCCAUCCCCCGCAUGGCUUGGAGAGUUGGGUUCGGGCAAAGUUGGUUGA